This is a messenger RNA of Anopheles nili, 1233 nucleotides long. Its product is annotated as GDP-fucose protein O-fucosyltransferase 1. NCBI's taxonomy places the organism in Eukaryota, Metazoa, Arthropoda, Insecta, Diptera, Culicidae. The coding region runs from base 1 to 1233 and encodes 410 amino acids. The transcript has 2 exons. The record is from RefSeq and is a predicted model, not a curated record. Gene Ontology annotation, biological process: Notch signaling pathway; protein O-linked glycosylation via fucose. Gene Ontology annotation, molecular function: peptide-O-fucosyltransferase activity.
AUGCUCCCUUUUUUCCGGCGUGUAAAAGCAUGUGUUGGAACUAUUUACUUUAUAGGAUUGCUGUUCAACCUUUUGGGAAAUGUUACAUCUAUCACUGUAGACGAUAAUGGAUACGUAAUGUACUGUCCGUGCAUGGGUCGUUUUGGUAACCAAGCCGAUCACUUCCUUGGAUCAUUGGGAUUUGCGAAGGGCUUGAACCGAACACUCGUUCUUCCGCCAUGGGUAGAAUACCGCAAAGGCGAAACCCGAUCGACCCAGGUACCGUUUGAUACUUACUUUCAAGUGAGCCCGCUGCAAGAUUUUCAUCCCGUUAUAACGAUGGAAAACUUUAUGGAAAAACUUGCUCCUGCUCUGUGGCCUCCGGAGGAGCGUGUUUCAUUCUGCUACACCGAGCGUAUGAGUCUGGACGGAAGCCCCGGUCACGGAUGUAACGCAAAAAGCGGCAACCCAUUCGGGCCGUUCUGGGACACGUUUCAAAUUGAUUUCGUCGAUUCGGAGUUCUUUGGUCCGAAGUUAAAUUAUGACAUUCAUCACGACCGCAAAAUGGCUCAUCGAUGGAAUGAACAGUAUCCGGCUGAUAAAUGGCCAGUAAUCGCCUUUACCGGAGCUCCUGCGGUUUUUCCAGCGCAGCAGGAAAAUCUCGAACUUCAUAGGUACCUAAAAUGGUCCGUGAAGUACGAAAACGACGCCAGGCAGUUUAUUCGUGACGCGCUGCCCAAAGGCGCCUUUAUCGGAAUUCACUUGCGCAAUGGAAUCGAUUGGGUGAGAGCCUGUGAGCAUGUAAAGGAGAGCUCUAAUCUCUUCUCGUCUCCACAAUGUCUGGGCUACCGAAAUGAACACGGUCAGCUUACGGGGGAAAUGUGCAUGCCAUCGAAAGACACCAUUGUGAGACAGCUCAAGCGUCGUAUUAAGCUGCAGCGAGAAACAACACCAGACAAUCCGAUAAAAGCCGUUUUCGUAGCCUCCGAUAGUAAUCACAUGCUGGCAGAUUUGAACGAUGCACUGAAACGCAUGGACGUAACGGUAGUGCGUCAACCGGAUGCGAAUCCUCAUCUAGACCUGGCGAUCCUGGCACGAUCGAAUCACUUUAUCGGUAACUGCAUUUCGUCUUAUUCGGCCUUUGUGAAACGAGAGCGCGAUGUUAGCGGGUUUCCUUCAUCCUUUUGGGCCUUCCCGCCAGAAAAACCGACAGCUAAAUCGAAAAGUGCAUCAAAAACUCACGAAGAACUGUAA